AUGGUUGUUACUCCAUUCCAAUCAAUUACAGCACUAUUGUCGCGACUAAGUCUUCAAGGGAGCAAUGCAAGUAACAACACCCAACAACAACAACGCAAUGAACGACAAUCGACCGCAGCCAUCGACACCAUGCCAGUUACUCAAUGCGGAUCAAUUACAACACGAUUGUCGCGACUAAGUCUUCAAGAGACCAAAGCCAAACGCCAUAUGAAGCGACCAUCACCUACUGAUCCUGGCACCAAGGGACGUGUCAACAAGCCCAAGCGAUCCAAACUAAAACCAUCAGUCCAAGCAAAAGCACUACAAAGACGUCUCGAUCGAGCAUUCACUCAACGCAUGUACGUCGUGAGUCGUGUACAGAAAAACGACCAUCACAUCGAAUUCCAUGUGCUCGGUAGCACAGGAAAUCACUAUACCGUUCAUAUCACAAACAAAAUGAGGUGCGAUUGCUACGACUAUCAAUACAAACGCCUCCAUUGCAAACAUUUGUUGCUCGUUCUCGCCAGGGUGCUUCACGUCGAAAAGGGUUCGCCAGCGUAUGCCAAACUUUCACUGACAGACGACGAACUAGAACAGGUGUUUGCAAAUUGUGUGCCUGACCCUGAUGUGAUGGUAUAA
Messenger RNA from Lichtheimia ornata, 618 nucleotides. RefSeq lists its product as uncharacterized. Bases 1 to 618 code for a protein of 205 amino acids. NCBI's taxonomy places the organism in Eukaryota, Fungi, Mucoromycota, Mucoromycetes, Mucorales, Lichtheimiaceae. Gene Ontology annotation, molecular function: ubiquitin protein ligase activity; zinc ion binding. The transcript is spliced from 5 exons. The record is from RefSeq and is a predicted model, not a curated record.